Messenger RNA from Prorocentrum cordatum, 2031 nucleotides. NCBI's taxonomy places the organism in Eukaryota, Dinophyceae, Prorocentrales, Prorocentraceae. The record is from the annotation of a GenBank genome assembly.
AUGGUGUCGCGGGACACAUUCAGGGCCGUGCUGGAUCUCGGGUUGUGCCCGAAAGCUUGCCUCGAGAACAUCAGCGAGUUCGGCCCAGGCGUCGAGGUUGUCAGGAAGUACUGCGAGCAGUUUCCCCCAGACUGGGGGUCGCCUCUGUACGUCGAGCAGUUCGUGGAGCAUUUUCAGCAGGCAGACGACGAGGCCGUGCGCAUUUCUGGGAAGAAGAGCGCCUUGGCUCAUCAGGAGCACAGGCACGCGUCUUUCUCAGGACGGCAUUUCGUGGAGGGGCUCCCAGGUGACGCGGUCCAGCGCGAUCUCUUCGGGCCGCGAGGCACGGCGGAGCGGCUCGCGCCGUUUUUCGGCGCGCCAUCGGCAUUAGACGCGGAGAUGCCCAUGCAGGUUUACCGCGAGCUCGUUGCCGUCCCGGUCCAGCUGGCGCCGCCCCGCCGGGAUGGCGAUGAGCCUAGCAGGGUUUCCGACAAUUCUUACAAUUCCAUUGAUUUUCUCCGUUGUUUCUCGAACAUGACGAGCGUGUUCGACGCACCGCAAGCGCUUUUCUCGCAGAGGCUCUGGAACCAGAUGCUGCGCUGCCAGGCGAAGCCGUCCGAGACCAGGAAGUUCUUGGCAGAGGCCGGCUUGGGCAUGGAUGUCGCGAACGAGAUGAUCCAGUCGUCCCCGAUGAACUGGACGACGUUCCUGGUGUGCAUCUGCGAGGUCCGGCAGGCGACGGCGCUGGGGCCCGAGUUCCUGCAAGCCGCGGAGGGCUUGCAACAGCGACGGGACGUGCAGUUCGCCCUGCCUGGCCUCUGCUACUGCGUCCGCCUCGUGCGUCGGGUGGCCGCCCUGCUGCGCCUCCCCGCGCCGGUUGCCGGUUCGUCCGAGGCCGGCGCGGGCGGGCCGGCUAGCGGCGGCACUCUGGCGGCCGCGGCUCCGAUCUUGCCCGCGCGCAACGGCCUGCCCGCCGGAUCGCCCGAGGCCUGCGCGGCGGGGCCCGCCAGCGGCCGCGCCCCGGCAGUCGCGGCAACGGCGAUCUUUGCCCCGCGCUGCGGGCUGCUCAGCCGACGGCGCGCGGGGGCGACAGACGCGCAGGCGCGGCCGAGCCCGGCCCGGGGCGGGCGCUGCGAGGCAGGCGAGGGGCCCGAGGCCCGCGAGGCCGACGAUAAGGUGAGGGAGCAAGUCCUGGCGGCCAGGGACCUCCUGUCAAGGUCAGCGCGGGCGCAGAUGGCCAUGCAGGACAUGAUCGACCGACCUGGCAUGCCCAGGGCCCUGUUCGAGCCGAUUCUCGCGCCCGCCAUGGGCGACCAAGAGGGCGACCGACGAACGGCGCUGGCGGCGCUGACGGUGCUGGAUGGAAUUUCGUCCGAUGGCGAUGUGCUCAGGGCGCAGCAGCGCCGGCUGCUGGGGAGGCCCGCGAACGCAGCAGCUGCGAGCUCCGCGCUGGGACAGCCGCCCGCCAUUAAGCAGGGGCUCCCCGAGCCUGGGCCCGUCGCCCAGGGCCAGGCGUCCGCUGCGCAGGGGCCAGCACCCGCGGCGCUGGCGGCGAAGCAGGAGCAGUGCACGGCGUUGCCUGUGAAGCAGGAGCAGCCGCCAGCUCGCCGGCGUCGCGGAUGGCACGCGGGCCAGCGCGAGAGGCCGCGAGGCUACGCCCCGGAACGUUUCCGGGGGCUCCGUCAGGACAAGGCGGAGCGCGCCGCAAGCAGGGGCGGCCAAUGCCGGGCGUGCAAGCGCUGCUGUCGGGCCCGCCUCGUGCCGGCCGCGGCCAUCAAGUGCGCCAGGGCCCGCCCAGAGCAGCAGCGCUGCGGUUUCCCUGCGAGGUCUGGCCCGUUCAAGUGCAACGCGGUCUGGACACUGUCCAGUUGGGCGCGCAUGGAGAGCGUGAGCCCAGGCGCCGUGGAGUCGCGGAACUCUCUGGUGCAGGAGGCGUACACGUCGGCCAUGGAACAGGUGCCCGCCCCGCAGUCCAAGCGCGAAUGGGUUGCAUUCUGGGCGACCCACAGGGAGAAGCUGCGCUUGGGGAGAUGCGAGCGGGAGUGGGUCUAG